AUGGACUCUAAUUAUACAUCCAGCGAGAAGCUGUCAGUGGCACAGCUGGCUUCGGUCCGAAGAUCUGUCUGGAAUGAAAAAGCGUCCCAUCCUCGUCUGCUAAAGAUGGAAAUGGCUGCCCACCGGUCGACGUGUCAAGAGUACAACAUUAACAUACUAAAGCAUUUAAUCAACUUAGAGAAUCAAACGAGGCCGUCCUGGGAGAGCUUUAAAUCGCAGCCGGAAAUGACACUGCAGAUGCGGACUCUAAUUUUCGAUUUUAUCAUGUGCUGCCAUACACGGCUAGAACUUUCACCAUCUACGCUUUUCCUAUGCUAUAACAUUAUCGAUAGAUACCGGUCCAAGGUUGUUGUCGGAUCAUCUACCUGUCAGUUAUUAGGUUUAACAGCACUAUGGCUGGCAUCCAAGUUUGCUGAUAAGAAGCCUCGGAUUCCCAGCCUUCAAAGCCUCUGCUGUCAUCAGUAUACAAAACAGCAGUUUAAAGAAAUGGAGCUACAUAUUCUGAAGAGUUUGGACUGGUCGGCGUGUUCUGCUCCAACUCAUGAUUCGUUUGUAGAUAUUUUAUUGAACACGAAACUAGGAAAACUCGAUUUCGAGAACUUGGACCUCAACGAUCUGAAGUAUGGUGCUACAAUUCUUUGUGAACUGUCAUGCUUCGACCCACACCUCAAUUAUAACUAUAAUUCUAGUGCCAUUGCGUUAGCAAGUGUUACGAUUAUUACGUGCGCGUUGAAGCUGCAAACAUACGGCAAGUUCCAAAGCUACAAAACUUGUACUGACGAUCCAAACCUUGUUGCAAUUUGCAAUAAGCUAAUGAUGCAGUUGCAAUUUGAAGAGUCUCUACCAUCUAGUUUUAACAUGAAAUAUGCAACAAGGGCUGGUAGUUUACAAUCAAAUUCAAUCAUGCAUGCUUUAUUUCAAUAUUACAAGAGAUUAAUUGCUGAACAAAAACGUAAUUUCCUUGAGGGCGCCACACUAUUGCAGCCUCCUCCAAUUACAAGUUCAUCUAACCCCGAUGUUCUCGGUUCCAAGAAUAGAUAUCCUAAGUACCGUGGGGACUCACCAUCUAUUAACUCUUCGCCUGGUCACAACAACGCAUCGCCGACAAGAGCUCAUACUGCCAAAAACUUUGUGCCUCUAACUCCUACUACGCCCAAUUCCCUCGCAUCGAGCACAAAGCAGGCAGAAGACUCGUCUUCAUCUCCUUACGCAUCUACUAAAUCAAUAGCUACAUGUGUGUCGUCUACUAAAAGACCCCGUCCUAUUUUCCAAUCGGGAAUUUCCUCAAUCAGACCACAUACCCAAUUCCAACCAGGUCAUAAAAAGAGAAAUUCAUCAGUCAUGGAUAUCGAUUUUUUUGAAAUAGAUCAAGUUUCAGUGAAAAGAUUACAUUAG
Eremothecium sinecaudum is the source of this 1395-nucleotide messenger RNA. RefSeq names its product cyclin CLN3 (gene CLN3). The record is from RefSeq and is a predicted model, not a curated record. NCBI's taxonomy places the organism in Eukaryota, Fungi, Ascomycota, Saccharomycetes, Saccharomycetales, Saccharomycetaceae. Gene Ontology annotation, biological process: regulation of cyclin-dependent protein serine/threonine kinase activity; mitotic cell cycle phase transition. Bases 1 to 1395 code for a protein of 464 amino acids. The transcript has a single exon. Gene Ontology annotation, cellular component: cytoplasm; nucleus; centrosome. Gene Ontology annotation, molecular function: cyclin-dependent protein serine/threonine kinase regulator activity.